Molecule: messenger RNA, 621 nt
Organism: Parnassius apollo (apollo)
Lineage: Eukaryota; Metazoa; Arthropoda; Insecta; Lepidoptera; Papilionidae
Source: the annotation of a GenBank genome assembly
AUGACAAUCCUACAAAGCCGCUUGAGCCCCGAGAUCGAUAAAUAUCAACCAAUAGAACAAGCAGGGUUUCGUUCUGGGUUCUCCACCACGGACCAUAUACAAGUUCUGCAACAAGUAAUGGAGAAAUACAAAGAGUUCAACAGACCUCUGUACAUUGCUUUUAUUGAUUAUGCUAAAGCGUUCGACAAGAUUUCUCAAAACGCUAUCUGGGAAGCAAUGAAAAAAUACCACAUAAAUCAAAACUAUGUAAGAGUACUAAAGAACAUCUAUGAGGGCAGCGUAAGCCAAGUCAAACUGGAAACACGAGGUCUCGACAUACCGAUCUGUCGAGGAGUGAGACAAGGGGACCCUCUCUCACCCAAACUGUUCAUAAUGGUUCUACAAUACAUUUUUGACAAUCUCAACUGGCAGUCGGAAGGGAUCAGAGUUAACCAAGAUCAACUUACACAUCUCAGAUUUGCGGACGAUAUUGUCUUAUUCGCUGAAACAAGUAAGAGAUUAGAAAAAAUGAUAAGUAUUCUAAGCGAUGAAAGCGAAAAAGUAGGCUUCAAAAUGAAUGAGAACAAAACUAAAAUAUUAACAAACAGUCUAACAAAACCUAUUACAAACGGCAAGCCUUGA